GCCACGAGCUGCUGAGGACGGCGCAGUUCGGCUGGGUCCUGGUCGACGAGGCCACCCAGGCCACGGAGCCCGCGGCGCUGACGGCGGUCUGCUGCCCGGGCGCCCGCUCCAGCGGUCGCCUCUGCCUGCUGGGCGACCCCCUGCAGCUUCCGCCGACGGUGCUCUCCCCGGCGGCGCAGGAGUUUGGGCUUGGCGCGUCGCUGUUCGAGAGGCUCGCGGACCAGGGUACCCGGAGGCUGCUGCUGGACGUCCAAUUCCGCAUGCACCCGUCGCUGUCCGAGUUCCCGGCCUCGCGCUUCUACGGAGGGCUGCUGCGCGACGCGCCCUCGGCAGACGCCGAGGCCACGUGGCCGCCCGUGCUCGGCCUCGCGUGGCCCGCGCGUGCCGGCGGCGGCGCCGCGCGCGCGGCCUUCGUGGCGGUGGCGCCGGGGUGCGGGGAGAAGGCGCGCGGCCACUCCUUCGAGAACGCCGCCGAGGCCGAGGCGCUGGUGGAGGCGCUGCGCGCCGUUGUCGCCGCCGAGGCCGCGGCCGGCCGCCCGCCCCUCUCCGUGGCCGCCGUGUCGCCGUACGCGGCGCAGCGGGCGCUGCUGCGGCGGUUGCUCGCCGCGCGGCCGCCCGCCGCGGGGAGCGGCUGCGCGCCAGAGGUGAGCGUGACCACCGUCGACGCGCUGCAGGGCGCGGAGCGGGACCUGGUGCUGUUCUCGGCCACGCGCUCCAACCGCCAGGGCAGAGUCGGAUUCCUCGGCGACCCGCGCCGCGCCAACGUGGCGCUCACCCGUGCCCGGCGGGGCCUGGUGGUGUUCGGCGACCCGGCCACCCUGGCGGGCGACGAGGCGCGCGGGCCCAGCGGCGAGACUGCUGCGGCCUGCGAGCCCAUCGUGGACAGCGGCGAGCUCGAGACACUCGAGCGGCCGACCUCUGGCGACCUGGACCCGGGGGACGUUCGGGCAGGACAAGCUGCCGCGGAGCACCCCACGAUGUCGCUGCCGAACGCGGCACGGCAACGCGUCGCUGGGCACCCGGCAAGGCCGAAGGCGCUGCUGGAUGCGGGCGUGCGCGCCACGUCGCAGGAGCACAUCGAAUCAAAGGUCCGCGUGAUGCAGCAGGCGCUGGCAGAGCGAGGUGUGGUUAGCACUAUCGACGCAACCUCGGGGGUGAAGUCGGAGUUGCUGGGCUGCGAGCUGGACGGGCGCGCUGGCAGGUGGCGGAUCCGCCCGCGGCGGUUUGGGCGGCCGGUGGGGGCGCUGGACUUUCUGCUGGCGGCGAGGCGGCCUGAGGGGGUGAAGGUCACAGGCCUGGGGCUGGAGCGGUUACUGGGACACGUUGUGGCGGCUUGCAUGCCGCGGCGGGAGUCGCCGGCGUCAAGGGCUAAGCGACAGCCGUUCUGGCCCAUUGCGUUGACGGAGCUGCGUUUGGUGCGGUCGCUGUUGCCAUGCAUCGUGGGCUACGUGCGCCGGCGGCGGUUGCCCGCCGUCACCGCCUGCGACGAGCCCCCGUGGGGUUGCGGCGUCGUCGAGGCGGCGUGGGGGGCUGCAGACGCGUUGGCGCAUGGGAGGCUGUCGGAGCGCAGCCGCUUCCGAGGGCCGCUCCCGGCUGCUGGAGCGCCGCGGGGCCGCGCGUUGGAGGCAGAGGUGGCCCAGGCGCCAGGCGCCGCGCUUGUGUUCGCCAGCCGCGCCUCGGAGUUCCCUGAGGCGGGCCCCGCUGACUUGGCGGGCUCGGAGCGGCGCGUGGCAGGGCGCGGCCGCUGGCGGCGCCGCGAGGCCAUCCGCUGCGUGGAGGCUGCAGCAGUCUGCUGGGCGGUGCGCCGUGUGGCGAAGGAUGCGCGGCGCCGCGGUCUGCGCCACCUUGCGCUCGGGGUUAACAUGUCAGUUGCGUUAGCGCUUGCGAAAGACAUCAGAGUGCACAGUCGUUGGAUCUUGUCAGAGUGGAACCCCGGCGACGAGGCCUCACGUCGGCAUCAUCCGCUGGGGCUCACUGAGAAGUUCGAGCGGCGAGGGGCCCCCGCGCGCGGCGCGGCGGUGCGCGCCGAGACGGGCGCCGACGGGGCAGACGCCUGCGCCGCCCGCCAUCUGGAGUUCAGGCUCAGGCCAGGCCGCCGCGAGGUCUUCGCGCUCCCUCCCGGCCAGGCGGUCAGCCACUAUACCCCCCGCCGCGCCGCUGCCGGGGCGCCGACGCCGGGGCGCGCGCGGCCGCGCAGCCAGCGCGGGCCGCGCGCCGAUCGCGUCGACCUGGAGCCGCGGGCGCUGGUGGAGGCCGAGCGGCAGCAGCUCUGCCCCAGGCUAACACGCUUGGCGGCGGAGAAGGUGCGGGUGAACACCCAGAGCGUGUACCCGGGGGUCUUGCAGGCCCUCCUGGCCCGGCUGCGCCCGGGCCCCCUCCCCGCCUGGGCUCGCGAGGAGUGGGGCGCGACAGCGGUCGAGUUCGUGGGGUGGCUCUUCGACCAGGGCGGCGCUGCUGCGAUGGCCAAACGGUUGGGCUCGGCGCUCGCGUGGGGCGAUCCGGAGCUCAGCGCGGAGCUGUCGCGGCCGCCCUUGCCGUGGCUGGUGGCAUCUGCUGCGGCGCUCUGGCCGCUCGAGCAGGAGCUGGAGGUCGCGGCGCUGGGCGUGAUGAUCAUGUUCGAGACGCGCAUGCGCCCUUCGGAGCUGCUGGCAACCGACGCCCACCAUGUCGCGCUACCGCUGGAGGGAGACGCCCCGCUGGACUUGCUGAGGCAGCGCUGGCUUGCCCGCUGCGUGGUGGCGCUGGCGCGGCGCCGCGGCCCCGGGAAGCGCUUGCUCGAGCUCGAGUACGUGGCCUUCCAGAAGGGCUUCAGGACAGCCUUGAACGCUGUUGGAGCCUCGGAGUUGCGGGCCGCGCUCUACUGCCUCCGCCAUGGAGGCGCCAGCCACGACUACAGCAUGGCCGCCAGAACCUUGGACGCCCAACAGAGGGGCGGGUGGCGCGCCUUCAAGAGCGUCACCCGAUGCGAGAAGCACGGGGGGAUCGGCCUAGAGUUGCAGGACUUCGGCGGGGCGGGGCGGACGCGGGCCGACGGCCGCACUGAGCCCCUGCCCUCUGCGGGCCGGCCUGACGGUGCGGCGCCGCGGCUGCGCGCGGCCGCGGACGGCCCGACGGCCCACCCGCUCAUAGAGAUUGUGACAGCCAUGGCACCCAAGGCGAUCGCGGGGGAGAAGAAGAGGAGCACCAAGAAGGCAACCAAGCAGCCCGUUCGCCUCUACGCGAAGGGUGUAAUCUUGGGCUACAAGAGGAGCAAAUCCAAUGUGUACCCGAACACCACGCUUGUGAAGAUCGACGGGGUCCGCACGAGGGACGACACCACCUACUACUGCGGCAAGCGCAUCGCUUACGUCUACAAGGCGAAGAAGGAGGUCAAGAACUCGAAGUACCGCGUGAUGUGGGGCAAGAUCCGCCGCCCCCACGGCAACUCCGGCGUGUGCCGCGCCAAGUUCAAGAAGGCCGCCGCCGCGCAGCUGGCGGCGAAGUUCGGCGAGCUGCUGGAGUCCUGGGGCGGCGGCGGCGGCGCGGACUCGUGGGGCGGCGACUGGGGCGGCGGCGGCGCCUGGGGCGGCGGCGGCGGCUCAGGCAGCGCCAGCGGUGGCGGCAAGGACGGCGGCAAGUCGUGGAGCCAGGGCAGCACCGCCGCCAGCGGGAGCAGCUGGCGACCGCCCGCCAAGGGCGCCUUCAAAGGCGGCCCCAAAGGCGAGUUCAAGGGCGGCCCCAAGGGCGAGUUCAAGGGCGGAUCGAAGGGAGCGCCGAGGGCAACCACGGCGAGCACGGUGUGCGUGCAGGGCCCCGGCGUCGGCCUCGCGGAGCGCGAGGCGGCCGCGGCCGUCGGCAGGUGGCCAUCAGCGGCGGCUUCAGCGUCCACGAGACGAUGA
Messenger RNA from Prorocentrum cordatum, 3878 nucleotides. NCBI's taxonomy places the organism in Eukaryota, Dinophyceae, Prorocentrales, Prorocentraceae. The record is from the annotation of a GenBank genome assembly.